Haliotis rufescens (red abalone) is the source of this 1557-nucleotide messenger RNA. RefSeq lists its product as uncharacterized. Bases 139 to 1329 code for a protein of 396 amino acids. The record is from RefSeq and is a predicted model, not a curated record. Gene Ontology annotation, molecular function: protein binding. NCBI's taxonomy places the organism in Eukaryota, Metazoa, Mollusca, Gastropoda, Lepetellida, Haliotidae. The transcript has a single exon.
UUUAUGUGUAAGGACCACAAAGAUGAAGACAUUAAACUGAUGUGCAAAGACUGCAAGAAAGCAGUUUGUCAAACAUGUUGUAUUAUUUAUCACAGAAAUUGUAAGUGAGUUGUUGAAAUUGAAAAGGAAAUACCUUCAAUGAAAUCAGAGCUGACCAGGAAUAAAAACAACUUGAUGAAGAAAUAUGAUGAGAUAGAAGCUCUCGUUGACAAACAGAAAACAAGAUCCAAAGAAGAAUCAACGCGUUAUUUGCAAAUGGAAUCCGACAUCAAGUCUACCACUAAGAAAGCAAUUGAUAUGAUCAAACGCAAGGAAAGAAAACUUCUUGAUGAACUGAAAGAAAUGUCAGACGAAUACAUAAGGCAAUUGAAAGCAGACAUAAAGUCAGGAGAGUUGUCAAUAAAGAUGUACCAACUUCAGGCGGAGCUGAUAGACCAUACUCUACAAUCUGAGUGUGACAUGGAUGUGUAUGAGAUGUAUCAGGGAUGCGAGGACGGUGAUGUGGAUGCUGUCGGGAAUGCAGACCUGAAAGAGAAGGGAAGAAUAGCCAGCAUCAUGUUCAGACAGGACAUGGACAAGCUGAGUAGAGCAGUGGACGAUCUACAGCUGGGUGAGAUAGACGUCCUGUAUGAGAGUGUACUGAACCUGAAAGCGACUCCUGUGUUACAAGGCACCCUGGACGUCAGAGUAGCAGGAGAUGGAAAAGCAGCACACGCCAUUGAUAUCACAGUACUUGUUGUGAAUGGUACAGAUACAGUUGUAGUCACAGACUUCAACAACACAAAUAUGAAGUCCUUCUACACCAGGAAUAACAAGGUUUCCCACAGUAAGCUCAGUCUGAGCAGCGAACCUUACUGUGUGACAAAAGUGAAACACAACCAGGUAGCUGUCACUGUGCCAGAUACCAGACAGAUUGUAACAGUUGAAGUCAACCCUGACCUGGUGCUGCUGUCAACCAUCUCAACAAACAAACAGUACAUCGGUAUAACGUCUCUGACGUCAUCAACACUAGCAGCAGGGUCCCAGUCUCCUCCCUGUGUUGAUAUCCUGGAUAUGUCGGGACACGUGCUGAGGUCAAUCAGCCCACUCCACAGUGGUAACAACAUAUUACAGAGCCCCUCCUACCUCUGUACUACGAGGAAAGGAGACAUCCUUGUGUCUGACUGGGGAUCCAGGUGUAUUGUUUGUCUGACCCCCGGGGGAGAUGUGGUGUUCACCUACAGCCCUACAGGAGACACAGCACUGAAGUGGCCACGUGGUAUCACAAGUACCAGCACAGGUGACAUCCUGGUGACACAAGUACCAGCACAGAGUCAUUUAUCUGACUGAGUCGGGGGAGUUUGUGAGAAACAUACUGACAUCACAGGAUGGUAUUCAGGAUCCCUGGGGUGUUUGUCUAGAUGGGCGUGGUUGUAUGUAUGUGUGCUUGUCCCGUGUAGUUAAAGCGUUUUCACUGCACUAAUUAUAGGCCGACUGGACUGAAAAGUAUUGCUUUACAUAUGUUUGCUACUUUGUACAUUUGAAUUUAAGAUUUGAAAUUAAAGUAUUGCGCCACAA